Microplitis demolitor is the source of this 765-nucleotide messenger RNA. Its product is annotated as paramyosin, short form-like. The transcript is spliced from 2 exons. Bases 1 to 765 code for a protein of 254 amino acids. The record is from RefSeq and is a predicted model, not a curated record. Lineage: Eukaryota; Metazoa; Arthropoda; Insecta; Hymenoptera; Braconidae.
AUGCCAUUGAAUUCCAAAUGGAAGCGAAAUCAGCCAUCGACAGUUUACGAAAACAAUUACAAUUGUGGGAUUAAUUAUUAUCAGCCGAUGAUCGAUUACAUUGAUCAGAAAAAUCGUAAGAUUGUUAAAGAUCCCCAGUAUCCAGAAAUGCCAUGGGCUGAUGAACGGUUUUUGUGGGAACGAAAACGCGUAUUACCUUACACAGCCGACGAAUUAAUCCAACACGCCAUUGAGGCGGAAGAACAUGCCAAAGAUCAUCUGUCUCAUUUUAAGAUAGCAAAGCGCUCGGACUUUAGUUUGAAAAAAGCUGUGGAAGCAACCCACGUAACAAAAGAAAUACUUCCGACGAAUAUUGAAGAGACAACAAAAUCUAAAAGAAACGAACGCCCGAUACCGCUGGACGUGACAAUGGCCGACUUGAUGGUGCAAACAGUAAGAAACAAUGAAAAAAUGAAACACGUUAAACAGGCAUUAGAGCACAGCGUACGUUUACGUGGUAAAUCCGCGAGAGCUAUUGAAUUCGAAUUGAGAGCUGAGUCGGCGAAAAAUUUAUCCGGCACAACAGAGCUAGCGGAUAUCAGAAAAUACCAACGGGAAGCGAUGCAAGCUAUGUGGGAUGAGCGUGAUCACGUUAGAAUGAUGGAGGAUCGUACUAAAUUGUUGAAAGACGAAGAAAUUAGAUUGACUGCGCCUUUGGAUGAUUUGUCCCAGGAAUUAAAGGAACUUGAAAUAAAGUCUAGCAAUUAUUUCAUAGACAAGAGGUAG